AUGAAGUCAGUAACUGAUAUUUUGAGAGAAGCUCAGGCUCUCGGUUUGAAUCCGGAAGCUAUUGAAAGAUUAUUAGAACGUGAGCAUGCUAAAGAAGAACGCGAGGAGCGAGCUUCUGAACGAGAGAUGAAAAAAUUAGAAUUAGAAUUAGAAGAGGCUGAUAAGCGCCGUUCUCACGAACUCGCUAUGGCCCAGUUAUCAUGUUCUAAUGCCGAAAGUAAGGGUACGUCUCUCCAAAUGUAUGAUAAUUUACGAUUGCCUACCUUUCACGAUGGCCAAGAUGAGAUAGAUAGCUACUUGCAGAGAUUUGAGCGGUUAGCUACUCUACACAAAUGGGAUAAACAAGAUUAUCACGUUUAUUUAGGAUCAGUUUUGAGAGGUCACGCGUUGAAAGUAUACGUAUCGUUACCUGACGAGACGGUGAAAGACUACGAGAAGUUGAAAGAGGCUUUACUCAGAGCUUACUCAGUGGAUGCAGAUAAGUACAGACGUUUGUUCAGGGAGAAACAUGAAUAUAAUAGUGCUACCGAAAUGGCAGAGGCUGCGGAACGGUACAGGAGUGCGCAUAAUUUUCGCGGUCGAUCGCAGAGGUUUUCUCAGCAGAGUAAGACUAAUGUAGCGAAGGAUAGUGAACCGAUCUGCCAUGGAUGUGGUGUUAAAAUCCCGCCUGAAUCCAAACCUGAUGAAUCUCCUGCUAAUCUUGAUCUUUUCGAAUCGUCUGGAGAUCCUUUUCCCCUUUCUAACCCUCCGAAUCAUUUGCCUAAGGUACGUAAUGUUCUUUCUACAUCGCCUGAGACUGUUAUGAGGGUGGAGACUCGUGCGAUGGCGGAACGAUCAGAUGAACGUAAGCCUCUGAAGUGUCCCGCGGUGACACAACUUGACAUCAGUAAACGUGACGUCAUCAAGGCGCAGAACACAUGCCCUACUUUAAAGUCAAUUAGGGAAAAGGUAAAGACAGGAAAAAUAGACAAUGUUAAGAAUAGAGCAGUUAAAUAUGAAAUAAUUAGCGGAUUAAUCUAUAGAAUCUGCUUAGAUAGUAAACUCGAUCAUGAAAAGGGUAGAAAACAACUAGUUGUUCCUGAAAUUUAUAGAAGUAAAAUAUUAAAUCUUGCUCAUGAUUCACUGACAGCUGGCCACUUUUCACAUAGGAAAACUAGCCAUAAGAUAUUCCUUAAAUUUUUCUGGCCUGGAGCAGGAGCAGACAUCAAGCGUUAUUGCAGAUCGUGUCACAUCUGCCAAAAGGUUUCGCACAAAGGCAGCGUUAAGAGGGUGCCGAUGAAAACGGUUCCAGUCAUUUCAGAGCCUUUCUCACGUGUCGCUAUUGACCUUGUCGGUCCGAUAUCCCCUUGCUCCGACCGCGGACACAGAUACAUUCUGACCAUGAUAGAUUAUGCUACGCGUUUCCCCGAAGCCGUCUGUCUGAAGAACAUAGACACCGUGACUAUCGCAGAGAGCUUAGUUGAGAUUUUCUCUCGUGUUGGCAUCCCAAAAGAAAUCUUGUCGGAUCGCGGAACUCAGUUUCGAUCAGACCUAAUGGCCGAGAUUCAUAGAUUGCUGUCAGUUAAAGCUCUGUACACAACCCCGUAUCAUGCGAGUUGCAAUGGCGCGGUUGAACGUCUGAAUGGAGUCUUGAAAGCAAUGAUUAAGAAGCUGUGCGCUGACCAUCCGCGAGAUUGGGAUAGGUAUCUUCCCGCCGUUCUUUUCGCUUACAGGGAAAUUCCGAAUGAUUCGCUGAAGUUUUCUCCAUUUGAACUCCUUUAUGGAAGACCAGUCAGAGGUCCACUUACUAUUUUGCACGAACUUUGGUCUAAUGACGAGAUCGAUAAUGAAGUAAAAUCUACUUAUCAGUACGUAACCGAAUUAAGAUCCAGAUUAGAGGAAACUGCAAAAUUGGCUGUUUCCCAAGCCGAGAUAAGCAGCAAGACUUACAAAACCUAUUAUGACCUUAAAUCUAGAAAUCGCAAGUUAAAGGUGAAUGAUGAAGUGCUUGUACUCUUGCCCACUGAUCACAAUAAAAUGAUUAUGCAAUGGAAAGGGCCUUAUCCAGUCAUAGGCGUGAAAGAUAAUGGAGUAGAUUAUACCAUCAAAGUGCGUGGAAAGAAUAAGCUUUUUCACAUAAAUAUGUUGAAGCGAUACUUCCGUCGCGAUGAAACUGUACCUGAGAAAAAUAAAAUGGUUAAUGUAUGCAUUGUGGAUGAAAAUGAUUGUGAUAAUGUAAAUGAAACUAUGUAUCUCGAAUUAACAAAUAGUGAAUCUUUAAAUGUAGGACGUGAUCUGAGUGUUCAACAGAAAGAUGAUGUAAAUGUUCUUAUUUCUGAAUUUCCUGAUGUUUUCACCGACAAGCCGGGUCACACUAAGUCUAUAGAACACGUAAUCAAGCUUGAGACCACUAACCCUGUUUGUAAGAAACCGUAUCCUAUACCCUAUAAUCUGAUUGAUGUUUUCAACAAGGAAGUUGACAAGAUGCUUGAUUUAGGCAUAAUAGAGCCAUCUGUUUCACCAUAUUGUUCCCCGGUCGUUCUCGUGAGAAAGCGCGAUCAAACUUACAGGUUCUGUAUCGACUUCAGGAGCUUAAAUGAUGUUACAAUUUUUGAUUGUGAACCCAUGCCCACAACUGAAGAAUCUUUGGGUAAUUUUGUUAAUGAUAAAUAUUUUACCGAGAUAGAUCUGAAAUUAGGCUACUGGCAAAUUCCUCUAUCUUUGGAAUCUAAGAAAUAUACUGCUUUUUCCACCAACAGAGGACUCAUGCAAUUUGUAAUGAUGCCAUUUGGACUCAAAACAGCUUGUGCAACAUUUGUUAGACUGAUGAGAAAAGUAAUUUUUGGUUUGAAGAAUACAGAUUGUUACUUUGACAACAUUGUAAUUCAUAAUUCUAAUUGGUUUGAUCAUUUGCAGGAUCUGAGGUGUUUGCUGAAUAAAUUACGGUUGCAUGGCUUAACGGCUGGUAUAAGUAAGUGCUUCUUUGGGUACAAUAAAAUAAAUUAUCUUGGAGUUGUUCUCGGAGAGAAUGUUAUUAAACCACCUGAAGACCGUAUUAAAGCAAUUGAGUUAAUGCCUUUGCCAGACACUAAAAAAGAGCUAAGAUCUUUCAUUGGAACAAUUUCAUACUAUAGAAAAUUCAUACCAAAGUUUGCUAACAUUUGUGCUCCCAUGAAUGAGCUACUGAAAAAGAAUUCAAGUAAUAAACUGAAUUGGAAUAAUGAACAAGUUUCUAGCUUUCUUGAGUUAAAAUCCAAGCUCUCAGAUAAACCAAUCUUGUGUCUUCCUGACUAUUCGAAGACAUUUUUCUUACGUUGUGAUGCUUCUGAGAAUGGCAUUGGGUCGGUCUUGCUUCAGGAACAUAAUGGAACAAAGAUGCCUAUAGCUUAUGCUAGCCGAAAGCUACUAGAUAGGGAAAAGAACUUUGCAACUAUUGAAAAGGAAUGUUUGUCAAUCGUUUGGGCUAUAAACAAGUUUAAAACUUACAUCUAUGGUAAGGAAUUUGUACUAGAAACUGACCAACAGCCCUUGGUAUAUCUCAGAAACAUGAGAAAUUCAAAUGGAAAAUUAAUGAGAUGGGCUCUAGCUUUGCAAGGUUAUUCAUAUAGAAUACAGUACAUAAAAGGUAAAGAAAAUGUAGGUGCGGACGUUCUGAGCCGCUGUGUUAAGUAA
Molecule: messenger RNA, 3651 nt
Organism: Penaeus indicus
Lineage: Eukaryota; Metazoa; Arthropoda; Malacostraca; Decapoda; Penaeidae
Exons: 3
Coding region: 1-3651 (1216 amino acids)
Biological process (GO): DNA integration
Molecular function (GO): nucleic acid binding
Source: RefSeq, a predicted model, not a curated record